This is a messenger RNA of Rotaria sordida, 1384 nucleotides long. NCBI's taxonomy places the organism in Eukaryota, Metazoa, Rotifera, Eurotatoria, Philodinida, Philodinidae. The record is from the annotation of a GenBank genome assembly.
AUGUUACAUUUUAUUCGCCGUCGUGCUCUACUCAUGUGUACUUUAUCAGAAUUAAAAAUCGAAGAAGAUUAUUGGAAACAUGUUGCUGACGAAGCAAUGCCUACUGUAAGAUGGUUAUCUCAAGCAUCUAAAGAUAUAACGAAACGAAAUUCCAUUAACUGGGAUUAUCCUCGAACGGAACGCAACAUAAGACAUCGACAAAGAUUAAUUUAUAAUAAACUACAACAAGCAGAGGCGAACUUGAAGGUUCAUUUACAACAAAGUCCUCCAAAUGAAGCUCAAGCUACAUAUAAUCAAAUGCGUCAAAUUACAAAAGAAUUUCGUACACAAGCAAUAACAUUAUAUGUACAAUCAUUAGGUAGAGAAAAUGAAUUAUUAUCAAAUGAAAUUAAACGUAUUAUUGAAGGCUUUCCCCAAGAAAAUGAUGAGGGAUUUGAUGCUGAACCUGGACAUGCAGCAUUUAAACAUUAUCAUAAUUUACGAGAAAAAAGAUUAAAUUUAGAAGCUGAACAAUCGAUUCAUUUUUUAUCCGAAGAGCGAGUCGAGGGCGAUACAAACAAUCCGGAAGAACAUGAAUUACUAAAAUUAGAUCCUCGGUUUAUUUAUAAUGAUCCAAAAACGGCAUCUCGACGAUGUACAAUUGAAUUGGCUACUCUCAAACGAAAAAUCGAAGCUCUUUUCUUUGAAAAGAAAGUUAGCCCCGGUCGUCCAGUCGAACAAUUUAUUGCCGAAUUAGAUAUUUUACUUCAGAAAUUACAUGAUACCCCUGGAAAUCCUCGAAAAUUAAGAAACAUAUCAAAUCAAAAUAAUACUUAUGAUAAUUUAGUUUCUACUAUAGAAUCAAGUCAGUCUCAAGAUAUUAAUUCUCGAAUGACUAUUAAAAAGAAGAAAAAUUAUGGGCGAUUAAUUAAACGUUUAAAAUAUAAGCUUCAUUUGAAAAAUAUUGUUCUUCAAAAAUCUGAUAAAAAUAAAGUAUUCCACUUAGGUAAACUCGACGAUUAUCACAAAAAAUCAGAAGAAUAUAUGGAUAAAACAAAAGCCUACAAAUGCUUAGGCACUGAAGAUCCAUUACCUGAUCUGAUUCGUCGUACUAAUAAAUACUUAUUAGAUUUAAGAUUAGCCAAGUGGAUUACUCAAAAACAAUAUGAAAAAUUAUGUAUUAAUUCAAAUGAAGUUGAACUUGCUCAUUUGUAUUAUUUACCUAAGGCACAUAAACCUGGUACUCCUCUUCGUCCAAUAAUUUCUGGUCUUAAACAUCCUACAAUUAAAAUAUCAAAAUUUCUCGAUGAAUUACUUCGAUCUUUAUUCGAUAAAAUGGCUUUAAAGUCAACUGUAAAUUCUGGUUUCGAACUAGUGAAACAGUUACAAGAAUGGUCGAAAGAUA